AUGUACAUCUGCAUAGCCAUGCGAUUUUUUAUAAUUGCCCUUUUCGCAUACCGCAUUGUUUGUGUGCAAUGCAGUAUACACGAGGUUGAUGUGGCUAUCAUCGGUGGUGGGCUAGCGGGACUCUCGGUAGCAAAAGACCUGACCACGGCCAACAAGUCAUUUGCUAUUCUUGAGGCCCGCAGUCGGGUUGGGGGGCGGCUCUUAAACGCCAAUUUCCCGGGGAAGGGCGCCGAAGAGCUCGGCGGCGAGUAUGUGGGGCCAACACAAGACCGCGUGCUGGCUCUGAUAUCAGAGCUUGGAUUGAAGACUUACAAGACUUUCACGGCGGGGGACUCGAUGUAUUAUCGGAAUGGAACUUUACAACGCUACAUAGAUCGUUUUGGAGGCAUACCUCCAGUGGGUAUUGGUUCACUCAUUGAGCUUGCAGGAUUCAUGAACGAAAUCAAUACGUUGGCCAGCACGAUUAACUUGGAAGAGCCAUGGAAUAGCCCAAAUGCCACCAUUUUGGACUCUAUGACUCUCGAAACAUUCAUCAAUUCUCGCAUUUUUACCACUGAGUCUCGCAUGCUUCUUGGGAUUGUGGUUCCGGGAAUCCUAUCCGUCGAGGCGAGGGAACCGUCUCUACUAUAUGCACUCUGGGGAAUCGCUGGAUCAGGAAAUGCUACAACACCUGGAUCCAUUGGCCGUCUCAUUGCUACUGACGAAGGCGCGCAAGACAGUCGAGUGAUCGGUGGCAGUCAGAUGCUCGCAAUCAAACUGGCUGAAAACUUGGGGCGGGAAAACAUAUUUUUCAAUGCACCCGUCCGCAAAGUGAAGCUUGAGCAUGCCCGAUACAUCGUCACUUCCCCAACACUCAACAUCUCUGCGAAACAUGUAGUCGUUGCGAUUUCGCCCCCCUUGGCGAGCCGGAUUGUGUUUGAUCCACCAUUACCAGCCGGACGAGCUCAAUUGAAUCAGCGCAUGCCGAUAGGGGCGAUCGGGAAAGCGAUUGCUAUCUUUCCAAGACCUUGGUGGCGAGGGCAAGGCCUCAACGGAGCCGGUAUAAGCGACACAGGCGCAAUCCGUGUGACCUACGACAAUUCACCACCUAAUGUGUCUUUUGGCGCAUUAAUGGGAUUCAUUGAGGCAGAUGAGAUGCGCAAAUUGGACAGCGCCAGCGAUGACGAGAUCAAGCUCCAAGCUAAACAAUCAUUUGUCAAUCUUUUCGGAUCACAGGUGGACACAGCCACUGAAAUACUCAUUCAUCGGUGGGACACGGAUCAAUUUUCCAGGGGAGGUCCAGCGGCUUUUAUGCCUCCUGGUGUUUUGACCCAGUAUGGACCCUUCCUGCGGGCCCCAGUGGGAAAAAUCCAUUUCGCUGGCACGGAAACUGCUGUCCGAUGGGUCGGAUACAUGGAUGGAGCUAUCAGCUCAGGGGAACGGGCUGCUGCAGAGAUUCUGGACAAUUUUUGA
Penicillium salamii is the source of this 1452-nucleotide messenger RNA. The record is from the annotation of a GenBank genome assembly. NCBI's taxonomy places the organism in Eukaryota, Fungi, Ascomycota, Eurotiomycetes, Eurotiales, Aspergillaceae.